AUGGUGUCCGCUCUCCUCGCGCUCGCCGCCCUUCCUCUCCUUACCGCCGCCCACCCACCCCACUGGCCCCGCAAGCCGUUGAUCCGACACGACCAACAGCGAGAGGGGGCUGUGUCUGUUGAUUUUAUUCGUGAUCAUGAAAAACGACAGGACGGAGGUAUUACUGGCCCAACCACAACUCCCGGAGGCAAUGGCUACAGUUGUGAUCCCAACAAGUGCAAGCUCCCCAAUUGUGCAUGUGCCUCAACAAACAUUCCGGGUGGCAUUGCGAGGGAAGAUACUCCUCAAUUUCUAGUUUUCACCGCCGACGAUGCGGUUCAAGCCUACACUAUCAACUCUGUCAAUCAAUUCCUUGCUCAACGCAAAAAUCCUAAUGGCUGUCAGCCCAAGAUGACUUACUUUACUUCACUCAACUACACCAACUACACCAUGGUUACCGAUUGGUAUGUUGCUGGAAACGAAAUUGCGGACCAUACCAUGUCGCAUGUUGCCGCGGCCGAGUCUGACGAGAUUAACGGCAAUCUGAUCGCACUCAAUGCGCUCGCUGGUAUUCCCUUCACCGACCUUAAGGGAUUCCGUGCUCCCUUCUUGAACUAUAGUGUCAACACCCUCAAGGCACUGGGUGCCGCGAGCUUCCUCUAUGAUUCGAGUGCAACCUCCAGUAUCCCAGUCACCGAUCCUGGAACCGAUGCAUACUGGCCUUACACCCUGGAUAAUGGUCUGGCAAACGACUGUUUAAGCGUUGCUGGUGUCUGCAACGGCGAGCCGAAACUCCCCGGUCUGUGGGAGAUUCCUAUGUAUGCCAUCUUUGAUGAGCGUGGCGUGGAAGGCCCUCAUCUCAUGGACCCAUGGCUCGACGUCGACGCAUCCGGUGCCAAUAAUGUGUCCGCUGUUGGUCAGUGGAUGCGGAACACCUUCACCGCUCACUACCAAAACAACCGCCAGCCCUUUGGUCUCUACACUCACCCGAUCCAUGUUGCCCCAGAUGUGCCCGGAGUUGCUAACCCAACUGCAAUGGUCAAAAUGAUCAACGACUUCAUUGAUUGGGCUCAGCAACAGCAGAACGUCUGGAUUGUCUCCAACGAGCAGCUCCUUGCUUGGGUUCGUAACCCGGUACCGGCCUCUCAACUCAAUACGCUCCCCGAGUUCCAAUGCCAAGUUCCACAAGUAUCGCAAAAGAUCUGCAAUGGUAUCCCAGCCAAUCAGGAGGGCUUGCUUGACAAGUGCAUGUUCAAUGAAUUCCCCUUCUUCACUUGCUACGGCUGCCCGCAAGAGGUGCCCAGUCCCGGCAACCCCAACCCACCUCAGGCUACUGCCGAAGGCAAGGCCCUCCGUGGACGCCUCCCAGCCAACUGUAGCACUCCCUUCUGGGACCCCAUUGGCUCCAAGUGUCUCUGCCAAGAUUCCGCCUGCCAAUUCGUCGAUCAAUCUCGCCCAAUUGGCCCCAACGGUGCCAAUCUUACUGGUGGUGGAACUGGUGGCACUGUUAGCUCAUCUACUGCUGGCCCUACCUACGUUCCCUUCAACGGUGCUGAAGGGUUGCUCGGCAAGACUGGUCUUACUGCAAUUUUGUGCACGCUUGGUGCGAUGACCGUUGGCAUGAUUGCUGGCGUUGGCAGCGUGCUUGCAUAA
Molecule: messenger RNA, 1632 nt
Organism: Rhizoctonia solani
Lineage: Eukaryota; Fungi; Basidiomycota; Agaricomycetes; Cantharellales; Ceratobasidiaceae
Product: chitin deacetylase
Exons: 7
Coding region: 1-1632 (543 amino acids)
Biological process (GO): carbohydrate metabolic process
Source: RefSeq, a predicted model, not a curated record